Paramormyrops kingsleyae is the source of this 4301-nucleotide messenger RNA. It is a transcript of the gene grm5b, whose product is annotated as glutamate receptor, metabotropic 5b. Lineage: Eukaryota; Metazoa; Chordata; Actinopteri; Osteoglossiformes; Mormyridae. Gene Ontology annotation, biological process: G protein-coupled receptor signaling pathway. Gene Ontology annotation, cellular component: membrane. The record is from RefSeq and is a predicted model, not a curated record. Gene Ontology annotation, molecular function: G protein-coupled receptor activity.
CGGCUGUGCUUCAUCUUCAUGUUGCGAACCAAAAAAAAAACGAUAACAUGCUUCAAAAAUGAUGAGCGACCACCCACAUGGAUGUCCUUCACCUCCUCCCCGUCCCUUUUUGCUGUAAUAGCACAUGCCAGUGUCCAGGAUACAGAUAUGAGCUUUUACAUGUCCUGUAUACAUAUAGAAACCUUUAUAUGAAUAGGAAACUUUUCGCAGUCGAUGCGGAGGAACUUGUCGACGAAGCGGGAACGUGGAUAUUCUGCUAGAAUGCAAAAGAAUCCGUAGUCAUCAGAUGGUCGCAAGAAAAACAUUACGUGUGGGUAUGAGAAAUCUUUCUAUUCGCCUUAGCAUCGCUUGGGAAAAAACAAGAGACUGAUCAUUUAAACAUGGUGGUAUGCAUUUUAGCCGGAGACGCACCGUUUCGGAAAUGCGCCGCGCGUUUAAACGCUCCGCCUGAAUUUAGCCUGAAAACUGCGGGAUGAAGAGCGGCUGGCAGGUACAGGGACGGCAGCUGAAGACCAGCGUAACUCCAGGAUUUUUAAUGUCCAUUAUGCAAAAGCCUUGGUAACUAUGAGCAGGGGAAUGAAAAGCAUCACAGGUUAUGCAUUCAGCAAUCACCCACAUCUUUUCAAGAAGACGUUGCCUUGGAGACGAUGUUACUUUGGUAUUCACGGUGUGGAAAUGACUGACCAAUGAGCUUUCUGCUGUACCUACGGUGGAACAGAAGGCUUCACAGAUAUUUCCCCAGACGUCUUGCCACCCUACCUCAGCUAUGAUCUCUCCCAGCACUUAAGGACGGCAUUUCUGCACUUAUUCCCAAAAUGGUUUGGAUUUUGCUGGCGUUUUUGUUGUCGGAGGAGUUUGGGAUGCUGGUGGGGGCCCAGUCCAACGAGCGUCGGGUGGUGGCCCACGUCCCCGGGGACAUCAUCAUCGGGGCCCUAUUCUCUGUGCACCACCAGCCCCCGGCAGACAAGGUGCAUGAGCGCAAGUGUGGGCCCGUGAGAGAGCAGUACGGGAUCCAGCGGGUGGAGGCCAUGCUGCACACUCUUGACCGCAUCAACGCUGACAACAAGAUCCUGCCCAACAUCACGCUAGGCUGUGAAAUCCGCGACUCCUGCUGGCACUCUGCCGUGGCCCUGGAGCAGAGCAUUGAGUUCAUCCGUGACUCCCUGGUGUCCUCUGAGGAAGAGGAGGGCCUGGUACGCUGUACAGAGAGCAGCACAACUCCCACACGGGGCAAGAAACCCAUUGUGGGUGUGAUCGGGCCUGGGUCCAGCUCAGUAGCCAUCCAGGUGCAGAACCUUCUGCAGCUCUUCAACAUCCCCCAGAUCGCCUACUCCGCCACCAGCAUGGACCUCAGCGACAAGUCCCUGUACAAGUACUUCAUGAGGGUGGUGCCCUCUGACGCUGACCAGGCCAGGGCCAUGGUCGACAUCGUCAAGCGCUACAACUGGAGCUAUGUUUCAGCCAUCCACACUGAAGGGAACUAUGGCGAGAGCGGCAUGGAGGCCUUCAAAGACAUGGCGGCCAAGGAGGGCAUCUGCAUCGCCCACUCGGACAAGAUCUACAGCAACGCAGGCGAGCAGAACUUUGACCGGCUGCUGCUGAAGCUGCGCGGCCACCUGCCGAAGGCACGUGUGGUGGCCUGCUUCUGCGAGGGCAUGACGGUGCGCGGAAUCCUGAUGGCCAUGAGGCGCCAGAACCUGGUGGGGGAGUUCCUGCUGGUCGGGAGCGAUGGCUGGGCGGACCGCCACGACGUCACCGACGGCUACGUGAGGGAGGCCGCAGGCGGGAUCACCAUCAAGCUGCAGUCAGCCGACGUCAAGUGGUUUGACGACUAUUACCUGCGUCUGCGGCCUGACAACAACCCGCGCAACCCCUGGUUCCCCGAGUUCUGGCAGCACCGCUUCCAGUGCCGACUGCGGGGACAACUGCAGGAGAACACCAAGUACAACCGCACCUGUACCAAGAGAGAGUCCCUGAGGCAGCAGUACACCCAGGACACCAAGAUGGGCUUCGUCAUCAACGCCAUUUACUCCAUGGCAUACGGGCUGCACAACAUGCAGAGGGCGCUGUGUCCGGGCGUCUCGGGGCUCUGUGAAGCCAUGAGGCCCAUCGACGGCCGCAAGCUUCUGGACUUCCUGAUGAAGACCAACUUCACGGGGGUGUCCGGGGAGGGCAUCCUGUUCGACGAGAACGGGGAUUCCCCCGGCAGGUACGAGAUCAUGAACUUUAAGAAGAUGGGUAAGGAUUACUACAACUACAUCAAUGUGGGUAGUUGGGACAACAGCGGCUUGAAAAUCAACGAUGACGAGAUCUGGUCCAACCGCAGCACCAUGAUGAAAUCGGUGUGCAGCGAGCCCUGCGACAAGGGCCAGAUCAAGGUCAUCCGCAAAGGUGAGGUCAGCUGCUGCUGGACCUGCACACCCUGCAAGGAGAACGAGUUUGUCUUCGAUGAGUACACCUGCCGAGCGUGCGAGCUGGGCUCCUGGCCCACAGACGACCUUACGGGCUGCGACCCCAUUCCUGUGGAGUACCUCCGCUGGGGCGACCCGGAACCCAUCGCCGCCGUCGUCUUUGCCUGCCUGGGUCUCCUUGCCACUUUCUUCGUCACCUCCAUCUUCAUCAUAUACAGGGACACGCCCGUGGUUAAGUCCUCAAGUCGCGAGCUCUGCUACAUCAUCCUGGCCGGCAUCUGCCUGGGCUACCUCUGUACCUUCUGCCUCAUCGCCAAGCCGCACAUCAUCUACUGUUACCUUCAGAGGAUGGGCAUCGGCCUGUCGCCCGCCAUGAGCUACUCGGCCCUGGUGACGAAGACCAACCGCAUCGCACGCAUCCUGGCUGGCAGCAAAAAGAAGAUCUGCACCAAGAAGCCUCGCUUCAUGAGCGCCUGUGCCCAGCUGGUCAUUGCUUUCAUCCUCAUCCUCCUUCAGCUGGGCAUCAUCGUGGCCCUCUUCGUCAUGGAGCCGCCCAACGUCGUCCACGACUACCCCAGCAUCCGUGAGGUGAAACUCAUCUGCAAUACCACCAACCUGGGCGUGGUGGCGCCGCUGGGCUACAACGGGCUGCUCAUCCUCAGCUGCACCUUCUACGCCUUCAAGACGCGCAACGUGCCGGCCAACUUCAACGAGGCCAAGUACAUCGCCUUCACCAUGUACACCACCUGCAUCAUCUGGCUGGCUUUCGUGCCCAUAUACUUCGGCAGCAACUACAAGAUCAUCACCAUGUGUUUCUCAGUGAGCCUCAGUGCCACUGUGGCACUGGGCUGCAUGUUCGUGCCCAAGGUCUACAUCAUCCUGGCCAAGCCGGAGAGGAACGUCCGCAGUGCCUUCACCACCUCCACCGUGGUGCGCAUGCACGUGGGCGAUGGCAAGUCCUCCUCUGCGGCCAGCCGCUCCAGCAGCCUGGUCAACCUGUGGAAGCGCCGGGGAUCUUCUGGGGAGACCCUCAGUUCCAAUGGCAAGACGGUGACCUGGGCACAGAACGAGAGGGGCUCCAGAGGUAACCACCUGUGGAAGAGGCUGUCCUUUCACAUUAAGAAGCGUGAGAGCAACCAGACGGCGGUGAUCAAGCCCUUCUCCAAGGGCCCUGAGACCCGCUAUGGCGGCGACCUCACGCCCGAGUCCAGCACUAAGAUGCUGUACGAGGUGUCUGAGGCCGAGGAGCACUACCCGGGCGCAUACCCGCCUCAGACUCCCUCGCCCAUCAGCACAGUGAGCCAGCGGGCUGCCGCGCUGGCCAGGGGCCUUGAGGACCUGCCCACGGCCACCUACCCUGGCGAGCAGCAACACAGCCCCCAGAACCAGGGUUCCAUCAUGGACCAGAUCAGCUGCGUGGUGAACCGCUUCACCGCCAACAUCAGUGAGCUCAAUAGCAUGAUGCUGGCCAGCACGCCCGUGCCCGUGCCCCCUGGCGCCGCCGAGACCUUCCCCCCCACCUUCCUGAUCCCGCGCGAGAUCCAGCUGCCCACCACCAUGACCACCUUCGCGGAGGUGCAGCCUGUGCCCCCCACCGAAGCCGACGCCUGCCAGCCCGUGGCGGGCCGCGCCUCCCCUGCCAGCGACGGGGACACGCCCCCCGGCUCGCCCCCGGUCCGCAGUGACCUGGAGGAGCUGGCCACGCUGACCCCGCCCUCCCCCUUCAGGGACUCGGUGGGCUCGGGCAGCGGCUCCCCCACCUCCCCCGUGUCAGAGUCGGCGCUCUGCAUCCCGGCCUCACCCAAAUAUGACCGGCUGGUGCUGCGGGACUACAGCCAGAGCUCCUCGUCCCUGUGAGGAGGCGGCACGGCCGGGGGCGGCACAGUGACA